GUGGACGAGGACAUGCCAAGAACAGGAAACACAAGAGAGUCAGCCGUCCGAGCUUCACAGGGCCCGUAUCAGCUGAACCCAUAUUCAGCCCAACGCUGCCUCCAAAUCUCCUCGUCCUCUCCUCCGCCUGCUGGGACCAGUAGGCAGCGCAUCGCCUGCUACUGGGACCUUUCGGCAGCAGCAGCCAGGCCUCAUCCUGCCGCACAUAUGUGUGCACCAGGACAUGCCAGGAACAGGAAACACAAGAGAGUCAGCCAUCCAAGCUUCACAGGGCCCGAAUCAGCUGAACCCAUAUUCAGCCCACCGCUGCCUCCAAAUCUCCUCCUCCUCUCCUCCGCCUGCUGGGACCAGUAGGCAGCGCAUCGCCUGCUACUGGGACCUUUCGGCAGCAGCAGCCAGCACAUGUCACUGCAUUUUCAGCACCUUUCAUAUGCAGUGCAGUGCUGUUGCCCUGCUAGGCGCCCUCCUGUGGACAAGACAGGCAAUUGAUUGUCACAACCUUGAAAGGUAUAGAGAGCAUGGAAUGCCAUGGCUGCCCCAAGUGAUGAAGAGGAUUCCAGGGAAGACUGAAAAGCACACGCGGAACAAGGUCUUGGUGCUGGUCAGCUCAGUGGGACUUAUCAUGAAUAAGGAUUUUGUGUCCUAUGAGAAACUGAAGGACCUACUCCUGGAGCUGAAGAUGACACAGGCAGAGCUCCAAAAGUACAGGAUCCUUUCCACAUCAGUUUGUGAAAAAGUUUUCGGCUUCACUCUCUAUAAGCUCCACUACGAUAUCCUUUAUCGAAUGGGGAACCCAAAACCCCAUACGGAGAAAAAGUUGCCUCCAGAUCUUCCCCUGGAGAUGGAGGAAGAGGAUGCACCUGUACUUGAAGAGGAUGAGGAACCUGACCUAUUGCAGACGAGAGCUGUGUACAUGCCCGCUCACACCAGCAGACACUGGACACAGCAGGAAGAGGGAUUUAUCAACCUUGAUCCAACAAUCUCCACUGGCGUGGCAUACAAGGAGUAUGUCGGACAAUGCAAAGCAGCAAGACUACCUGCAAGGUCGUACAAGGGCUUUGGGAGAAAGCGAAGAGACCUUCUCAGGAAUGAAUAGGCAUGCAAGUUGAUUUCCUGUUCUAAUGAUGUCCUUUUUUUAAAUUUUGACUUUAUGUUAGAACUAGCAAUUUCAAAAAAACAACAAAAAAACAACCCACCCCUCUUUCUCUUAUUUUGACUUUAUGCUUAGAACUAGCAAUUUCAACAAAAACAACA
Messenger RNA from Oreochromis niloticus (Nile tilapia), 1254 nucleotides. RefSeq lists its product as uncharacterized. The coding region runs from base 224 to 1096 and encodes 290 amino acids. The record is from RefSeq and is a predicted model, not a curated record. The transcript is spliced from 3 exons. Lineage: Eukaryota; Metazoa; Chordata; Actinopteri; Cichliformes; Cichlidae.